This is a messenger RNA of Cuscuta epithymum, 1164 nucleotides long. The record is from the annotation of a GenBank genome assembly. NCBI's taxonomy places the organism in Eukaryota, Viridiplantae, Streptophyta, Magnoliopsida, Solanales, Convolvulaceae.
CUAGACUAUUCCAUUAUUCCUCCUCUACCUCUUCCAUCUCCCUCUGCAUAUUCAUUCAUAUUUGUGUGUGUAUAUAUACUACCUACCUCAGCUCAGUAGCUCACAAAAACGUACCACCAACUCCGAUCCAUAAAUCAAUCUCUAGUAUAAAAAAAGGUAAUUAAGGAAAUGGGGAGGGGGAGGAUUGAGAUAAAGAGGAUAGAGAACUCAAGUAACAGGCAUGUGACUUUCUCCAAGAGGAGAAAUGGGAUGCUCAAGAAAGCUAAGGAAAUCAGCGUUCUUUGCGACGCUCGUGUUUCCGUCGUCAUCUUCGGCAGCUCUGGCAAGAUGCAUGAGUUCUCCAGCUCCCCGGUUGUUGAUAUUCUGGAUCAAUACCACAAACUCACUGGAAAAAGACUGUGGGAUGCAAAGCAUGAGGAUUUGGAGAACGAAAUCAAUAGAGUCAAGAAAGAGAAUGACAACAUGCAAGUUGAGCUAAGGCACCUGAAGGGAGAAGAUAUCUCAUCCCUGAGCUACAGAGAGCUUAUGUUUUUGGAGGAUUCCCUUCAGAAUGGGCAAAGGAUCAUCUCUGAUAAACAGAUGGAGGUUUGGAGGAACAUUACAAAACGGAUUCAAGGCGCCGGAGAGGAGAAUGAACAACUCAGAUACCGGAUGAGAGAACUGGAGAUAGCAGAGAUGAACCGGAACUUGGGAGAUCAGUUUGGGGAAGUUUUCAACCACAGAGAAAACAAUAGUAAUAAUGCGGCGGCAGAGUACAAGUCUGAGAUGCCUUUCACCUUCAGCGUCCAACCAAUGCAGCCUAAUCUGCAAGACAGAUAAUAAAUCAAUCAAUACAUAAUAAUAAUUUGCAAGACGCAUGGCAGUGCGUGUGAUUAUUUGUGCUUAAUUAAUUGUGAUGUUUUCCUUAAUUGCGCUUUGUGUCAGUGUUUUUCUUUUAUUAGUAAUUAUUAUUAUUAUUAAUAAUAAUUGUAAGGUUAGAAUUGAAGACCUGUUGAUCGAUUAGGACGAUGUUUCGUUUAUGCAUGCGUGUCGUUUGUCUCUUUGUAUUAUUAUUCAUUAAUUAUAUUAUUGUUUACCUAUGUUUAAGAUCUUUGUAUUAUUAUUCAUUAAUUAUAUUAUUGUUUACCUAUGUUUAAGAAAGAAUGACACAAAUUUUACAUCUUA